AACCAGCCAAACCUUAAAUCCUCUCUUAAACGACAACUUUCACGAUCACAACGGCUUCAAUUCGCGACAUAUGAUACCCACGAGUAACAGAUACAUGCUGUAGAUGUGCUGCAAGCCAGCUUCUCCAUUAGAAUUCUUACAGGAUGAAUGGCCCCGUCACAGCCUCGUCCCUAGAUGCAGCCGACUACGACCCAAUUGACGAUCUCAACACCAUCUUCUCCCAUUCCUCGACCCUACGCUCCGUCGGUGCUGUCGGCGCCGCCCUCCAAACCCGACAAGAUGCCCUCGACACCUCCAUAAACGCCCUGACGGGCACCCUCGCCGCCCCCCGCGCCUCCUCCUCCCUCGAGCGCAUGUCCUCCGCCAAAACCGAGCUCGACCAGCUCUUCCGCAAGAUCGAGUCGGUCCGCAAUCGCGCCCUCGAGACCGAACACACCAUCACCAACAUGACGGCCGACAUCAAGCGACUCGACCACACAAAGCGGAACCUGACGCUCUCGAUGACGGCGCUGAAGCGUCUACAGAUGCUGACCACAGCAUACGAGCAAUUGCGCGGUCUGGCGAAAAGCAGGCAGUACCGCGAGUGUGCGGGCCUUCUGCAGGCGGUGCUGCAGCUCAUGGCGCACUUCCGGAGCUAUCGCAGUAUCGACCAGAUUGCGACGUUGAGUCGGAAUGUAGCGGAUCUGCAGAGGGAGCUGGGGGAGCAGGUUUGCGAGGACUUUGAGAUGGCGUUUGCGAAGAGGGAGGUGGGUGGGAAGAGGGGGAUGUUGAAGGAGGCGUGUUUGGUGAUGGAUGCGCUGGGGGAUACGGCGAGGGCGAGGUUGAUUACUUGGUAUUGCAAUACGAUGCUGAGGGAGUAUAGGCAGGUGUUUAGGGGGAAUGAUGAGGCGGGGAGUCUGGAUAAUAUUGGGAGGCGAUACAGUUGGUUUAAGAGGAUGUGGAAGACCUACGACGACGAGCAUGCGGCUAUCUUCCCCCUCAGCUGGAGAGUCAACGAGAUGCUCGCGAACGCCUUCUGCGAAGGGACCCGAGAAGACUAUAAAGCGAUCCUCGAGAAGAGCACAAGGCGAACAGACGGCAACACCCUUGACGUCAGCCUCCUCCUCCGGUGCCUCCAAGAAACCCUCGACUUCGAGCACAGCCUCGAAGCCAAGUUCGCCAGCGACCCCCGCACCUCCCUCGACACCCUCAACUCCGAAGAGCGCGCACACACCUUCGACGGCUCCAUCUCCCAAGCCUUCGAGCCCUACCUCAGCCUGUGGGUCGAGUCGCGCGACAAGCAGCUCGCCUCCAUGAUCCCGACGUACCGCAAUCAGCCCCCCUUAGCUGAGGACGAGGAGUUCCACGCUCAAUCCGUCCUCGCUUCCUCCAUCGAGCUAUUUCACUUCUACAAAGUCACCCUCGCGCAGUGCGCUAAGCUGUCUACUAGCGAUCGACUUCUUGACCUCUCUCGUACGUUCGCAAAGUACCUCGAUGAGUACUCACACGCUGUCCUACUCCCUAUGCUGUCACGCUCCUCGCCCGCACCCCCGCACCUCAAUGACGCGAUCCUCGUCCUCAACACCGCGGACUACUGGCACACCAACAGCACGCAGCUGGCCGACACUCUGCGUCGCCGCAUCGACGCCGAGCUAGCCCCCAAAGUCGACCUGGCGCCCCAGGCAGACACAUUCAUGGGCGUUGCCUCGGCGGCGCUAGUGGCGCUGGCUCGGCGCGUGGAUGCCGCGGCAGAGCCGGCGUGGAGGGAGAUGCGGAAUACGAAUUGGAGCCGCAUGGAGAGCGUGGGGGAUCAAUCGAGUUAUGUAGGCGAGCUGGUGAGGCGGGUGGAGGCGAGUGCCGCGGAGACGCUGGCGCUGUUGCAGAAACCGGGGUAUGCGAGGGCGUUUGCGGAUAAGGUUGUUGAGGGGGUGGUGCAGGCUUAUGUGGGGACUAUUGUGGCUUGUCGGCCUAUUUCUGAGGUGGGAGCUGAGCAGCUCCUCCUCGAUAAAUACGUCCUAACAUCCUCCCUAACCUCCCUCCUCCCCCCCAACCCCUCCUUCCAAAAACGCGUCGCCGGCUCCCUCGCCCGCCUCGACCCCCUCCUCAAAACCCUCCAAGUCCGUCCCUCUCCCCCCGAAGCGCUAGUCCAAGCCUACCUCAUCCACAUCCACGACCGCUCCGACGCCAACUUCCGCAAAGUCCUCGACCUCAAAGGCGUCCGGCGCUCCGAAGUCGGAUCUUUGGUCGAGCUCUUCGGCGUCCAUCGCGCGAGCGCCAAGGAUGAUGGACAGGGGGGUGGGUUGGUGGAUGUUGAUCCGUUCCUGGGGGGGUUGAGUCUGGUGGCUGUGCAGGCGGCGCCGAAUGCGCAGGCGGCGGCGGCGGCGGCGUUUGGGGAGAAGAUUUUGGGGGUGGCGAGGGAGGGGGUGGGGAUUGGGGAGGGGGAGGUGGAGGGGAAUUUGAGGGGGAUUGGGAAGUUUUUUAGGAGGGAUAUUGGUGCGUUUGGGGGGCGGUUUGGGAGGGGUGGGGGGGAGGGGGAGGGGAAGUAA
Molecule: messenger RNA, 2525 nt
Organism: Pseudogymnoascus destructans
Lineage: Eukaryota; Fungi; Ascomycota; Leotiomycetes; Thelebolales; Thelebolaceae
Gene: VPS53
Product: vacuolar sorting protein
Exons: 3
Coding region: 144-2525 (793 amino acids)
Biological process (GO): retrograde transport, endosome to Golgi
Cellular component (GO): GARP complex
Source: RefSeq, a predicted model, not a curated record